UCACAGAAUAAGUUACCGCAGUAACGGACCCAGAGUUUAAGUUACUUCUCUUUCUGGAACGGAUAACUCAGAGUUUCCCUCAUUUCAGGGUUAAUUUACUCAGACUUUUCACAGCUUUCUGGAAUACCCCUCUGGUGUGUUUUGUUCAAACUCUUCUGCCUGACUGAAUAUUGAUUUUAAAACAUCACUAGACAUUCUGGAGGCUUUUGGCAAACUCUAAGUCAAAUAACAUUUGUUGACCCAUGGCUACUCUUUUAGAUCUCAUAGUUAUAUAUUUGAAAAAAAUUGCAAUUAUUUAGUUACAAUAAACAUCAGCUGGGUGGGCACAUUUGUAGAAAAUAGUCAUAACAAUAGCAAUUAAAAAUUUCAAGUGAAAUACUUUCAAGACAAACACAACAACACUUAAUUGAAUUAUGUAAACACGUUAACAUUCAAUGUGAAAGUAAAUAGGCAUUACUGUUUUAACACAACAUUUACCCUUCCACUACCAAACAACUUGUCAUUAAGACACGUUUAUGGUAUACUGCUAUGCUAAAAAACAAUGAAUUUAACCCUCUACUAUUAUAAAGUUGAAGACACAUGAAGACUGAAAUUAUAAAUGGCAUAAAAAUAUUAUGCCAGCUCAAUAAUUGUGAGUGCAUAUUCGGAUGGACUAAGCAUGUUAUUCAGCUUCAUAAAUUGUGUUACAAUUAUAAGCUGAUAAUAAAAGCUCGUGUAAUAUUUUGUUAUUCCAUGAAAAACGUAUUUAAGCUCCCGAGGCUAUAGUUUUGUUAAACAAACAAUUUGGAGUGUAAGGUUUCAUAGGGAAGACUAGUUUCAUCUUUGAGGACAGGUUGGUUAACAAAUACACUUCUGGAGACAUUUGAACACCAUUUGAACACCAUGUUCCAUAAGUAGAGGUGCGUUUUCACAUUUUAGUUUUCAAUAGUCAUUGGUUUACUAAAGUAGACAAUGCAGCAUAAAACAUUAUCUUAACUAAAUAUAAAUUAAUCAGUUCUACGGCAACUAUACUUUUGGCGCAUUUCUCUUUUGACACUUGGUGCACUUCUUGCAAAAUCAGGACGCAUGUGCUCUGUUGAAUAUACCCCCCUUCUCGUCGAUACGGUGCUGGAGAGGGUUGGAGGUGGUAUGGUUCUUGUUAGUGAUGUAAGGGGGGUGUAGCAGCGCAACCCUCUCAGUCUCCACCAAUGAAAAUAUGGGCUGUUUCAACACCCAUUUUCUGAACUCCUGCUAUAAAAUGGGCCAAUCAAACCCCUCUGCAUUCAUUAUUGCAAGAAUUCUCAACUGACGCCAAAGCUGAUUUUGGAAAACCGUGAAUUCAUCAUGAGUGCCAGAAAGGAUACCAAGUCUUACUUGGUUCAGAGGAAUGAGAAUACCAAUGACAAAUGCCUGAAUGGGAGCGGAGUCAAUGGGAAGGCCAAUGUCAGUGUAAAUGGAAAUUCUUAUCCUGUCAAAGACAAGCGCCGCAGCAAGACAUGGGAAGUUAAGCCUUCUUUGAUGGCUAACAACACCUUUAAUCCCAUCAGGACCAUUGUGGAUGAAAUGAAGAUCUCCCCAAACCCAGAUAAACCCAUGAUAAGCCUUUCGAUUGGGGAUCCUACUGUCUUUGGAAACCUUCCUACGGAUGAUGCAGUACUUCAAGCGAUGAAAGAUUCUGUAGAUUCGCAACAAUACAAUGGCUAUGCUCCUUCCGUUGGUUACUUAAAGAGUCGACAAGUGCUAGCCAACUUUUACAGCUGCCCUGAGGCUUCUAUAGAAGCAGAGGAUGUGAUUUUGACGAGUGGCUGUAGUCAGGCCAUUGACCUGGCUAUCAGUGGCCUAUGUAAUCCAGGGGACAACAUCCUUGUUCCACGUCCAGGCUUCUCGUUAUAUAAGACUCUGGCAUUAUCCCUUGGCAUCGAGGUCAGAUUGUACAACCUGCUGCCGGAGAACUCAUGGGAGGUGGAUCUGCAACAUUUGGAGAGCCUGGUUGAUGAUAAGACAUCCCUUCUAAUUGUCACCAAUCCUUCCAAUCCAUGUGGCUCUGUUUUCACCAAAGAACACUUACAGAAGAUCCUCACAGUGGCUUCCAGAAACUGUUUACCCAUCCUGGCAGAUGAAAUCUAUGGCAACAUGGUAUUCCCAGGUUGUGACUGCCCCUCCCUGGCAUCUCUCAGCAGUGAUGUACCAAUCAUUUCUUGUGGUGGCCUUGCUAAGCGCUGGCUAGUGCCCGGUUGGAGGUUGGGAUGGAUCCUCAUCCACGACAGAAAGAACAUCUUUGGACCUGAAAUUCGACAUGGCCUCGGAAAGCUUACCCAACGUAUUCUUGGACCCUGCACCAUUGUCCAGGGUGCACUGGAGGGAAUCCUCAACAACACACGUCUGGGUUUCUAUGAUGAUACCAUUCAUUUCAUUAAGUCCAAUGCUGAGAUUUGUUUUAAGGAGCUGUCCACUGUACCUGGCUUGAACCCCAUCAUGCCCUCAGGAGCCAUGUAUUUGAUGAUUGGAAUCGACAUAAAGAGCUUUCCAGAUUGUCAUAAUGAUGUUGACUUUACUCAACGGCUGGUGACCGAGCAGUCAGUUUUCUGUCUGCCUGCCACAGCUUUUGAGUACCCCAACUUCUUCCGCAUUGUGGUGACAGUCCCAGAGCAGAUGAUGAUGGAAGCAUGUGGUAGGAUCCGGGAGUUUUGCCUGCACCACUACCGGCCAGGCAGUCAUGAUAAUAACGCCCGUGAUCAGUGAGAGUCCAACUAUUGUGAUGGCAUGGAAAUUAACAUGUAACUGCACAUACUGAGCAUGAAUCUAUAUUAAGACCAAGUUUACAUGCUUACCUCAGAUGCGGUUUGUUGUCAUUACAUUUUCAAUGGUCACCUAAAUAUGUCUUUUGAAUAUAUUUUAUUUAUAUCAUUACGUAUGUACCAGAUGGUAAACACUUGUUUGUUGUUUAUUUAUCUAAUUGAUAGUUACACUUUUUAGUCUUUAGGAUUUGAGAUUGCAGACCAUGCAUAUGGCAUUACUGUUGUUUUAAUCCUCUUAUUUUGAAGAUGUCUCAUGAUUGUUCUGUACAGAAUGCUUCAUAUGGAUUCUCUAUAUUAUUCUAAUUAUUUUAACGUAUGUUUUUUCUCCCCUUUACAUUUUAGAAUACAAAACUUCUCUUCAUACUUUAUGGGCAGGGACGCUACUAUUUUGGUCACCACCGCUUAAAAAUUACAAAUAUACAUUGGCCCAUAACAAUGAUCAUCACUUUUUUACCACUUAGGGUGCCUUGAUGCAUGGCAUGACAUUCAAGUAUUUCUCGAUACGGUACUGCAUUAAUUAUCGAAUAUAAAUACAUUUAUAAUAUUACAGCUGCAAACAGCUUGGGCCCUUGCAGCCCUAGCACUGGCAUGUUGGAAUAUUGACACAUUGAAAUUGGAUUUCAUUUUUUAUGAAGUAAAUCAGGAUAAAAGCUCUCUAAAAUGCCAACGGUCAGGCAAAAUCUGAAAGGAAAUAGAAAAUGGCUGACUUUCCAUUGAGUUUAGAGAAGAGCUCCAGAGAGUUUUUGUAGGUCUUGAGCUAUUACAUACCUGUAUGUCUCCAAUUUUUGUUAGAUAUUGGUGAAACGUUCAGCAGGGCUGUUUCAUUCAAAAUUUGUGGAGAGUGCAACAAACCCAUAUUUUUCAAAUGUGCAAUUAACUCUAAAUUAUUAUUUUAUCAAUAAGAGACCUCUACAAAAGAAAUUUCAAAAUGGUGGACUUUAACAGAUGGUUUUGGAGAUCAUGGUCUGUUACAUAUACCUCCCAAAAAUGUUGACGUUGGUGAAACAUACAACCGGGGCUAAGUCGUUAAAAAUGUGUCAUUUGUAAAAUAUAUUUGUAAAAGUAUAUUUGUAAAAUAGUGAUGUUGUUUCCAGACUUGAUGGACUUGCAAAGUUUCAGGAAUUUCCGUGCAUGUUUAGACUCUCAAGAGUAGUGUUGUUUUCGUGGUACAACAUAAUAAAGGCCUAAGCAAUCUUCUGAGCAAA
Molecule: messenger RNA, 3982 nt
Organism: Syngnathus acus (greater pipefish)
Lineage: Eukaryota; Metazoa; Chordata; Actinopteri; Syngnathiformes; Syngnathidae
Gene: tat
Product: tyrosine aminotransferase
Exons: 12
Coding region: 1324-2721 (465 amino acids)
Biological process (GO): aromatic amino acid metabolic process; biosynthetic process
Molecular function (GO): L-tyrosine:2-oxoglutarate transaminase activity; pyridoxal phosphate binding
Source: RefSeq, a predicted model, not a curated record